AUGUCAUCGGCUGCUACGAGCUUUGCAUCAUCAUCGAGGCGAGUGGCACGCGCCAGAGGGCUGGAAACUACUGGCAGCGUCCUUGGUAGUACUCGGCUGUUCUCGUCUACCGGCCCGGCGAGGGCGGAUUUCACACAUGUUGUCAUUGGAGGCGGCGUAGUCGGGCUGGCAACGGCGCGAGCGCUUCAGAGCCACGCCGCCGACAGCAGCAGCACGCUGCUCCUCGAGCGGCACGCCCAGGUCGGCACCGAGACGUCGUCGCGCAACAGCGAGGUGAUCCACGCGGGCCUGUACUACGGCGCCGGCACGCUCAAGACGGAGCUGUGCAUCCGGGGCAAGGAGAUGCUGUACGAUUUCUGCUCGCGGCACGGCGUGGCGCACCGGCGCGUGGGGAAAUGGAUCGUCGGGCAGACGCCGGAGCAGCGCGAGGCCAUGCAGAAGGUGUAUGACCACUGCGAGCAGGUCACGGGUGUCCCUGUGCGGUGGGUGGGCGAGGCCGAGGCACAGAGGCUGGAGCCCGACGUCCGCGCCCGGAGCGGCGUGCUCGAGUCUCCCACCACGGGCAUCGUCGACAGCCACGGGCUCAUGGUCACCCUGCAGGGGCUGUUUGAGGACGCGGGCGGCGUGACGGCCGUGGGGUCGCGAGUCGUAGACAUCGAGGCCCUCGGAGGAGGAGGAGGGAGCAGUAGUAGUGACAACCUGCCCGGGUCUGGCGGCUACCGGAUCACAGUCGAGGACGUGAGCAGCGGGGAGACGUCGACCAUCGAGGCCGAGACGGUCAUCAACUGCGCGGGCCUCGGCGCCGCAGAGGUGCACAACAUGAUCACCUCAAAGGCCUACCCGGGCCGCGAGCCCAUGCGCCUCUACUACGCAAAGGGCAACUACUUCUCCUACGGCGCCUCCCACCCAAAAGCAUCCCGCCUCAUCUACCCGGCUCCCACGCCCGGCCUGGGCGGGCUCGGCACGCACCUCACCCUCGACAUUGGCGGGCGCAUCAAGUUCGGCCCGGACGUCGAGUGGGUCGACCACCCGGACGACCUGACCGUCAACACGUCCCGCUUCCCCGAGAUGCUCGCCGCCAUCAGGGAGUACAUGCCCGCCGUGGACGAGGCCAGCCUCGCCCCAGACUACGCGGGGAUCCGCCCCAAGCUCCAGUACAAGAGCGCCGUCGGCUCUGGCAAGGGGUUCCUCGACUUCCACAUCGACAAGGAGGACGGCUUUGCUGGCUGGGUUAAUCUGCUGGGCAUCGAGAGUCCCGGACUGACGAGCUCGUUGGCGAUCGGGGAUCAUGUACGACGUAUGUUUUAUUGA
Messenger RNA from Microdochium trichocladiopsis, 1311 nucleotides. RefSeq names its product FAD dependent oxidoreductase. The record is from RefSeq and is a predicted model, not a curated record. Bases 1 to 1311 code for a protein of 436 amino acids. NCBI's taxonomy places the organism in Eukaryota, Fungi, Ascomycota, Sordariomycetes, Xylariales, Microdochiaceae. The transcript is spliced from 2 exons. Gene Ontology annotation, cellular component: mitochondrion. Gene Ontology annotation, molecular function: (S)-2-hydroxy-acid oxidase activity; (S)-2-hydroxyglutarate dehydrogenase activity.